AUGGCCGGCAAUGCCGUUGCGCAGGAGUCGAUCUGCGAGUGCGGCGCCGUCCCGCUGCUGGUGGCGCUGCUGCGCGACCCCACGCGCCCCGUGGCCCAGGCGCAGGCCAUGGCGGUCGUCGGCGCGCUGGCCGCGACGCCGGCGGCGCAGGAGGAGAUCUUCAAGGCGGGCGGCCUGCCGGCGCUGACCUCUCUGCUGUCAGAGCCGAUGCCGCGGACCCAGCUCAAGGAGAGCGCCGUCUCUGCUCUCCACGCGCUCUGCCGCGCGUCCGGCGCGCGCGCCAACGCGCUUAUGGUGCAGCCCGGCGCGCAGGCGGCGCUGCAGGGGGCGCUGGCGGCGUACGGGCCGUGCUGGUACCCCUGCAAGGCGGACCUGCACUGCCUGCUGAACCUGCUGAGCAAGGCGCAGGCGGACCUGCACUGCCUGCUGAACCUGCUGAGCAAGGCGCAGGUCAUCGCCGCCGCCGAGGCGGACGGCGCCGUCAUGGUCGAGCGCCCAGAGGCCCCCUAA
Monoraphidium neglectum is the source of this 510-nucleotide messenger RNA. RefSeq lists its product as hypothetical. Gene Ontology annotation, molecular function: protein binding. The record is from RefSeq and is a predicted model, not a curated record. The coding region runs from base 1 to 510 and encodes 169 amino acids. NCBI's taxonomy places the organism in Eukaryota, Viridiplantae, Chlorophyta, Chlorophyceae, Sphaeropleales, Selenastraceae. The transcript is spliced from 5 exons.